AUGUUUUCUUUCUUUUUCAUUCCAGAGCCAAUUGCUCAAAAUCGCAAAACUGUGGUCUGUCCAUUUAUUGAUGUAAUUGAUUAUGAGACAUUUUCUUAUCGAGCACAAGAUGAAGGUGCUCGUGGUGCCUUUGACUGGGAAUUAUUCUACAAGAGGCUACCUCUUCUGCCAAAUGACUUAUUACAUCCAGCCGAACCUUUCAAGAGCCCAGUUAUGGCAGGUGGUUUGUUUGCCAUUGAUCGAGAUUGGUUCUGGGACCUUGGAGGAUAUGACCCAGGAUUGGACAUCUGGGGAGGAGAGCAAUAUGAAUUAUCAUUUAAGAUUUGGCAAUGUGGUGGUGAAAUGGUUGAUGCUCCUUGUUCAAGAGUUGGCCAUGUUUACAGGAAAUUUGCUCCUUUUCCAAAUCCUGGGGUUGGAGAUUUUGUUGGGCGAAAUUAUCGCAGAGUUGCAGAAGUAUGGAUGGAUGAAUAUAAAGAAUACAUAUAUCUUCGGCGGCCGCACUACAGAGAUAUCAACCCAGGUGAUAUAAGUGCACAGCUGGAUAUAAGAAAACGGUUAAAUUGCAAACCUUUCAGCUGGUUCAUGAAAGAAGUGGCAUUUGAUAUACCAAAGUUUUAUCCACCUGUAGAACCACCAAAUGUCGCUGAUGGAGAGAUUCGCAACAAAGCUAGCAAUUUAUGUCUUGAUACUCGGUUCCGAGGACCUAACGAACGGUUCCAGUUGGAGUCUUGCAUUAAAGAUGGUCAAGGACAGGGAGAACAGAAAUUUGAAAUGACGUGGCACAAAGAUAUUCGUCCUUGGAAGCGCAGCGUCUGCUUUGAUGUAUCCCAGACAAUAAUGAAAGCUCCCGUUAUUCUCUAUACAUGUCACGGAAUGCAAGGCAAUCAACGAUGGAAAUAUAAUAUUGAAACACGACAGCUGUAUCAUCCCAUAAGCCAACAGUGCCUGGACUGCGAUACUGGAAGCCAAGAAGUCUUUAUGAACCCAUGUAAUAAGAACUUGAAAACACAACAAUGGCAUUUUGAACAUACAAAUGCAACAGCACUCCAGAUUGAAUGGAAAGCAGCCUAAAUAAAGAAUAAAAUAGAAUAUAAAUCUAUAACAAGUACAACAACAAUACUAAAAACUGAAAAAAAAACUCAUAUAAAGAAAAAAACAAACCAAGAA
Molecule: messenger RNA, 1167 nt
Organism: Octopus sinensis (East Asian common octopus)
Lineage: Eukaryota; Metazoa; Mollusca; Cephalopoda; Octopoda; Octopodidae
Product: putative polypeptide N-acetylgalactosaminyltransferase 10
Exons: 7
Coding region: 1-1071 (356 amino acids)
Cellular component (GO): Golgi apparatus
Source: RefSeq, a predicted model, not a curated record